AUCGCACCAUUCCAGGAAGCCAGGACCAUGAACUUGGCAGCAGACAGGGCUCCUGGGCGCCAGUGGCUGUCACUGCAACCCCCAUCAGUAUUUCAGUUUCUUCGAGUCUUUUGGCUGCUGUCAUUACUGCCCAGGCCGGCCUGGGUGUACGGGACUGAGCAGCGCCAGGUGUUCCAGGUGCUGGAAGAGCAACCGCCCGGCACUCUGGUAGGCACCAUCCAGACGCGACCCGGCUUCACCUACCGGCUCAGCGAAAGCCACGCCCUGUUUGCCAUAAACAGUAGCACCGGAGCUCUGUACACCACCGCCACCAUCGACCGCGAGAGCCUGCCCAGCGAUGUGAUCAAUCUGGUGGUCCUUUCCAGUGCUCCAACCUACCCCACCGAAGUGCGAGUGCUGGUCCGGGACCUCAAUGACAACGCCCCCGUCUUCCCAGACCCCUCAAUCGUGGUCAGUUUCAAGGAGGACAGUAGCAGCGGGCGUCAAGUCAUCUUGGACACAGCCACCGACUCGGACAUCGGCUCCAACGGUGUGGACCACCGCUCCUACCGCAUCGUCAGGGGCAACGAGGCGGGCCGCUUCCGCCUGGACAUCACCCUGAACCCGAGCGGCGAGGGCGCGUUCCUGCAUCUGGUGUCCAAGGGCGGGCUGGACCGCGAGGUCACGCCACAGUACCAGCUCCUGGUGGAGGUGGAAGACAAGGGCGAGCCGAAGCGGCGGGGCUACCUUCAGGUAAAUGUGACUGUGCAAGAUAUUAAUGACAACCCCCCGGUUUUUGGCAGUUCCCACUACCAGGCGGGGGUGCCUGAGGAUGCGGUUGUGGGCUCCAGUGUCCUCCAGGUGGCGGCGGCAGACGCAGACGAGGGCACCAACGCGGAAAUACGUUAUCGACUGCAGGACGAGGGGACCCCCUUCCAAAUGGACGCAGAGACCGGGCUUAUCACGGUGAGGGAGCCCCUGGACUUCGAGGCCCGGCGCCAGUACUCGCUGACCGUGCAGGCGAUGGACCGAGGCGUGCCUUCUCUCACUGGGCGUGCGGAAGCGCUGAUCCAGCUGUUGGACGUGAAUGACAAUGACCCGGUGGUGAAGUUUCGCUACUUCCCGGCCACCUCGCGCUAUGCCUCAGUGGAUGAGAACGCUCAAGCAGGCACUGUGGUGGCAUUGCUCACCGUAACUGACGCAGAUUCCCCCGCGGCCAACGGGAACAUCUCUGUGCAAAUUCUCGGGGGAAAUGAGCAGCGCCACUUUGAGGUACAGAGAAGUAAAGUCCCUAACCUGAGCCUAAUCAAAGUGGCCAGCGCCCUGGACAGGGAGCGCAUCCCUUCCUAUAAUCUCACGGUUUCUGUCUCUGAUAACUAUGGGGCGCCCCCUGCCGCAGAGGUCCGGGCCCGCUCUUCUGUUGCAAGCCUGGUGAUUUUUGUCAAUGACAUCAAUGACCAUCCUCCUGUCUUUGCCCAGCAAGUGUACAGAGUGAACCUGAGCGAGGAAGCGCCUCCAGGAAGUUAUGUGAGUGGGGUGUCUGCCACUGAUGGUGACUCUGGUCUCAAUGCAAAUCUGCGUUACAGCAUCGUCUCUGGCAAUGGACUAGGGUGGUUCCGUAUCAGUGAACAUAGUGGCCUGGUGACCACUGGGGCUGCUGAGGGCCUGGACCGUGAACUUGCUUCCCAGAUUGUACUGAACAUCAGUGCCAGGGACCAAGGAGUUCACCCCAAGGUUUCCUAUGCCCAGCUUGUGGUAACUCUCCUGGAUGUGAAUGACGAGAAGCCAGUAUUCACCCAGCCAGAAGGGUAUGAUGUGUCUGUGGUUGAGAAUGCCCCACCAGGGACAGAACUCCUGGUGCUUGGGGCAACUGAUGGGGACCUGGGUGAUAAUGGAACAGUACGCUUCUCCCUACAAGAGGCUGAGAGUGACCAGAGGUCUUUCCGCCUAGAUCCUGUGUCUGGGAGGUUGAGUACCAUCUCCUCCAUGGACAGGGAGGAGCAUGCCUUCUACUCCUUGCUGGUUCUGGCCACAGAUCUGGGCUCUCCUCCCCAGUCAGCAGUAGCCCGCAUAAAUGUGACUCUUCUGGAUGUGAAUGACAAUAAUCCUGUGUUUUACCCAGUCCAAUACUUUGCUCAUAUUCAGGAGAAUGAACCUGGAGGGAGCUAUGUCACCACAGUGUCUGCCACUGACCCAGACUUGGGUCCCAAUGGAACUGUCAAAUAUAGUAUAUCAGCUGGGGACAGGUCUCGGUUUCAGAUCAAUGCUCAAAGUGGAGUCAUUUCUACAAGAAUGGCCCUGGAUAGAGAAGAAAAAACAGCAUACCAGUUACAAAUAGUGGCUACUGAUGGUGGCAAUUUACAAUCUCCCAGCCAGGCCAUAGUAACUGUCACAGUAUUGGACACUCAGGAUAAUCCACCUGUGUUCAGCCAGGCCGCCUACAGCUUUGUGGUUUUUGAGAAUGUGGCCCUGGGAUAUCAUGUGGGUAGUGUGUCUGCUUCUACCAUGGAUCUCAAUUCCAACAUCAGUUAUCUCAUUACUUCUGGGGAUCAGAAAGGUAUGUUUGCUAUCAACCAGGCUACAGGGCAGCUUACUACAGCAAGUGUGAUUGACAGAGAAGAGCAAUCCUUUUAUCAGCUGAAAGUGGUGGCCAGUGGGGGCACAGUGACUGGAGACACUGUGGUUAACAUCACAGUUAAGGAUUUGAAUGAUAACUCACCACAUUUCCUUCAGGCAGUAGAGAGUGUUAAUGCGGUGGAGAAUUGGCAGGCAGGUCACAGCAUUUUCCAAGCCAAAGCUGUGGACCCUGAUGAAGGUGUCAAUGGUAUGGUACUCUAUAGUCUGAAGCAAAACCCCAAGAACUUGUUUGCUAUCAAUGAAAAGAAUGGUACUAUUAGCCUGCUAGGGCCCCUGGAUGUUCAUUCUGGGUCUUACCAAAUAGAGAUCUUGUCAUGUGACAUGGGUGUGCCACAACUCUCUUCUAGUGUCAUCUUAACAGUUUAUGUCCAUGAUGUAAAUGACAACCCACCAGUGUUUGACCAGAUUUCUUAUGAGGUCACCCUCUCUGAGUCAGAACCUGUGAAUUCUCGAUUCUUUAAAGUGCAAGCUUCUGAUAAGGAUUCAGGAGCAAAUGGAGAAAUUGCAUACACCAUUGCACAAGGAAACACUGGGGAUGCUUUUGGCAUAUUCCCAGAUGGUCAAUUGUAUAUAAAAAGUGAACUGGACCGUGAAUUGCAAGACAGAUACGUUUUGCUGGUUGUUGCUUCUGACAGAGCUGUGGAGCCCCUUAGUGCUGCUGUGAACGUCACUGUGAUUUUAGAAGAUGUCAAUGAUAACAGACCCCUUUUUAACAGUACAAAUUAUACAUUUUACUUUGAAGAGGAGCAGAAAGCUGGGUCAUUUGUGGGCAAAGUAAGUGCUAUAGAUAAAGACUUUGGGUCAAAUGGAGAAGUAAGGUAUUCUUUUGAAAUGGUGCAGCCAGAUUUUGAGUUGCAUGCUAUCACUGGAGAAAUUAGAAAUACUCAUGAGUUUGACAGGGAGUCUCUUAUGAGGAGAAGAGGGACUGCAGUGUUUACCUUUAUAGUCAUAGCAACAGAUCAAGGGCUCCCUCAGCCUCUCAAGGAUCAGGCCACUGUCCAUGUGUACAUGAAAGAUAUAAAUGAUAAUGCUCCUAAAUUUUUAAAAGACUUUUACCAAGCUACAAUAUCAGAGACAGCAGCCAACCUGACACAGGUUUUAAGAGUGUCUGCCUCAGAUGUUGAUGAAGGCAAUAAUGGACUUAUUCAGUACUCUGUAAUCAAAGGGAAUGAAGAACGGCAGUUUGCUGUAGACAGCACCUCUGGUCAGGUAACACUAAUUGGCAAAUUAGACUAUGAAGCAACACCUGCCUAUUCCCUUAUAAUUCAAGCAAUAGAUUCAGGAACAAUCUCCCUCAAUUCAACCUGUACCUUAAAUAUUGAUAUUUUAGAUGAAAAUGACAAUACUCCUUCUUUCCCUAAGUUAACACUAUUUGUCGAUGUUUUGGAAAACAUGAGAAUUGGUGAACUCGUGUCCUCUGUUACUGCCACUGAUUCUGAUUCAGGUGACAAUGCUGAUUUACAUUACAGUAUUACUGGGACUAACAACCAUGGAACUUUUAGCAUUAGUCCCAAUACUGGGAGUAUUUUUCUUGCCAAAAAAUUGGACUUUGAAACACAGUCUUUGUAUAAAUUAAAUAUAACAGCAAAAGACCAUGGAAGGCCUCCUCGUUCAGCUACAAUGUCAGUGGUGAUACAAGUGAGAGACUUCAAUGACAAUGCUCCUAGCUUUCCUCCUGGAGACAUUUUCAAGUCAAUUGUUGAGAACAUUCCCAUUGGUACUUCUGUCAUUUCUGUGACUGCACACGACCCGGAUGCAGACAUUAAUGGGCAGCUGACCUAUGCAAUCGUUCAACAGAUGCCAAGAGGCAACCACUUUAGCAUAGAUGAAAUCAAAGGCACUGUAUACACUAGUGCUGAAAUAGAUCGAGAGUUUGCUAAUCUCUUUGAAUUAACGGUAAAAGCCAACGAUCAAGCUGUGCCCAUAGAAACGAGACGGUAUGCGCUGAAAAAUGUGACCAUUUUAGUUACAGACCUCAAUGACAAUGUCCCAAUGUUUAUAUCACAAAACGCCCUUGCUGCAGACCCUUCUGCUUUGAUUGGCUCCGUUCUGACAACAAUUAUGGCUGCUGACCCAGAUGAAGGCGCUAAUGGGGAGGUGGAGUAUGAGAUUGUCAAUGGGGACACAGGCACAUUUGUUGUGGAUCGUUACAGUGGAGACUUGAGAGUGGCUUCUGCACUGGUGCCCUCGCAGCUCAUCUACAAUCUCAUAGUCUCUGCCACGGACCUUGGCCCUGAAAGAAGGAAAUCAACCACUGAAUUGACCAUCAUUCUUCAGGGCCUUGAUGGACCUGUGUUUACUCAACCCAAAUACAUAACUAUUUUGAAGGAAGGGGAGCCCAUUGGCACCAAUGUGAUCUCAAUAGAAGCAGCCAGCCCCAGGGGAUCAGAGGCCCCAGUGGAAUACUACAUUGUUUCAGUUCGUUGUGAAGAGAAAACGGUUGGACGCCUCUUUACAAUUGGGCGACAAACUGGCAUGAUUCAGACUGCAGCCAUUCUGGACCGGGAGCAGGGAGCAUGUCUUUACCUGGUGGAUGUUUAUGCCAUAGAAAAAUCGUCUGCCCUGCCCAGAACACAAAGAGCAGAGGUGGAAAUAACACUUCAGGAUAUUAAUGACAACCCACCAGUGUUUCCAACAGACAUGCUGGAUCUCACCGUGGAAGAGAACAUUGGAGAUGGCUCAAAGAUCCUACAGCUAACAGCCCUGGAUGCUGAUGAGGGUGCCAAUGCCCUGGUCACCUAUGCCAUCAUCAGUGGAGCCGAUGACAGCUUCCGCAUCGACCCCGAGUCUGGAGAUCUGAUAGCCACCAAGAGGCUGGACAGGGAGCGGCGCUCCAAGUACUCACUGCUGGUCCGUGCAGACGAUGGUCUGCAAUCCUCGGACAUGAGGAUCAACAUAACGGUCAGUGAUGUGAAUGACCACACACCCAGAUUCUCCAGGCCAGUGUACUCCUUCGACAUCCCAGAAGACACAACUCCCGGUUCUUUGGUAGCAGCUAUUUUGGCCGUAGAUGACGACUCUGGUGUGAAUGGAGAAAUUACAUAUGUCGUGAGUGAAGACGACGAAGAUGGCGUAUUUUUUCUGAAUCCAGUUACUGGAGUCUUCAAUUUGACUCGAGCAUUAGAUUAUGAAGCACAGCAGUAUUACAUCCUCACUGUUCGUGCUGAAGAUGGUGGCGGACAAUUUGCUUCCAUCAGAGUUUAUUUCAAUGUCCUAGAUGUAAAUGACAAUCCACCUGUUUUCAGCUUGAGUUCGUACAGCACCUCUUUAAUGGAAAAUCUACCUCUAGGAUCUACUGUUCUUGUGUUUAGUGUUACUGAUGCAGAUGAUGGCAUCAACUCCCAGUUGGCUUAUAGCAUUGCUUCAGGCGAUAGUCUUGGGCAGUUCACAGUUGACAAGAAUGGUGUGCUGAAAGUCCUGAAAGCUUUGGACCGUGAAAGUCAGUCCUUCUACAACCUCGUGGUUCAGGUGCAUGACCUGCCACAGCUCCCAGCCUCCAGAUUCACAAGCACUGCUCAAGUCUCCAUCAUUCUGUUGGACGUCAAUGAUAACCCACCAAUAUUUCUUUCUCCUAAACUGACAUACAUUCCAGAAAACACACCUAUCGAUACUGUUGUUUUCAAGGCUCAAGCAACUGACCCAGACAGUGGCCCAAACAGCUACAUUGAGUACACUCUGCUGAGCCCUUUGGGAAACAAGUUCAGUAUUGGGACCAUUGAUGGAGAAGUGAGGCUCACAGGAGAACUGGACAGAGAAGAUGUUUCUAAUUAUACUCUGACCGUGGUGGCUACAGACAAGGGUCAACCAUCUCUGUCUUCAUCUACAGAGGUCGUAGUUAUGGUGCUGGAUAUCAAUGAUAACAGCCCCACCUUCGCACAGCCUUUGUAUAAAGUGGAAAUUCACGAAAACACACUAACAGGAACAGACAUCACACAGGUAUUCGCAGCAGAUGCAGAUGAAGGAACAAAUGGACAGGUCCGCUAUGGCAUCAUUGAUGGCAACACCCAUCAGGAAUUUCGGAUUGACUCUGUCACAGGUACCAUCACUGUGGCUAGGCCUUUGGAUAGAGAGAAGACCCCUACUUACGUUUUAAUUGUUCAGGCUACAGAUCGGGGCAGCACCCCCCGAACUGACACCUCCAAUGUCAACAUUGCUUUACUGGACAUUAAUGACUUUGUCCCCAUAUUUGAACUAUCUCCAUAUUCUGUAAACGUUCCUGAGAAUUUAGGGACACUUCCCAGGACCAUUCUUCAGGUGGUAGCAAGAGAUGACGAUCAAGGAUCGAACAGCAAACUCUCGUAUGCUCUGUUGGGUGGAAAUGAGGACAAUGCUUUUAUUCUCUCAGUCAAUGGAGAUCUUAGAGUGACACAGAGUCUGGACAGAGAAACAAAGGAGCACUUUGUCCUGAUGGUCACAGCCACAGAUUCAGGAUCCCCUGCCUUGACUGGAACUGGAACAAUCAAUGUCAUUGUAGAUGAUAUUAAUGACAAUGUCCCCACUUUUGCUAGUAAAAUGUAUUUCACAGCAAUUCCUGAAGACGCACCAACUGGAACAGAUGUGUUAUUGGUAAAUGCUUCAGACGCUGAUGCUUCAGCAAAUGCAGUCAUAAGCUAUAGCAUCGUUGGAGGAAACGGUCAGUUCACCAUCAACCCAUCCACAGGACAAAUCAUCACGAGUGCGUUGCUAGACAGGGAAACAAAAGAUAACUACACGUUAGUAGUCGUCGCCAGUGACGCUGGGUCCCCAGAGUCUCUCUCCAGCUCCACCAGUGUGCUUGUCACUGUGACCGAUGUCAAUGACAAUCCACCAAGAUUUCAGCACCACCCAUAUGUCACACACAUCCCGUCUCCUACUCUUCCAGGUUCCUUUGUCUUUGCGGUUACAGUCACAGAUGCUGAUAUUGGACCCAAUUCUGAACUGCAUUAUUCUCUCUCAGGCAGAAACUCUGAUAAAUUUCACAUUGAUCCACUGAGGGGAGCAAUCAUGGCAUCCGGAACACUAAAUGGAGCCUCAGAGCUGACAUUUUCUGUACAUGUCAAAGACGGUGGUUUAUUUCCUAAGACAGACUCUACAACAGUGACUGUUAGGUUUGCAAGCAAGCCAGAUUUCCCUAAAGUCAGAGCCAAAGAACAAACAUUCAUGUUUCCUGAAAACCAGCCAGUAGGCACUCUCGUCACCACCAUUAUAGGGUCCUCUUUGAGAGGAGAAACUUUGUCCUAUUAUAUUGCAAGUGGGAACCUUGGCAAUUCCUUUCAGAUUGAUCAACUGACAGGACAAGUAUCCAUUAGUCAACCUUUGGAUUUUGAAAAGAUACAAAAAUAUGUAGUAUGGAUAGAAGCCAGAGAUGGAGGUUUCCCCCCAUUCUCUUCUUAUGAGAAACUUGACAUAACAGUAUUGGAUGUCAAUGACAAUUCCCCAAUUUUUAAAGAAGAUCCAUUUGUAUCUGAAGUAUUAGAAAACCUUUCUCCUCGAAAAAUACUUACUGUUUCAGCAAUGGAUAGGGACAGUGGACCAAAUGGACAGUUAGAUUAUGAAAUUGUUAAUGGAAACAAAGAAAAUAGUUUUAGUAUCAAUCACGCUACUGGUGAAAUUAGAAGCAUUCGACCAUUAGACAGAGAAAAAAUAUCUCAUUAUGUGCUUACCAUAAAAUCUUCAGACAAAGGUUCUCCAUCUCAGAGUACCUCAGUAAAAGUCAUCAUUAACAUUUUAGAUGAAAAUGAUAAUGCUCCUAGGUUUUCUCAAAUCUUUAGUGCACAUGUGCCUGAAAACUCUCCUUUGGGAUUCACAGUUACACGUGUCACAACUUCUGAUGAAGACAUUGGUGUAAAUGCAAUUAGUAGAUAUUCUAUAAUGGACACGAGUCUUCCAUUUAUAAUUAAUCCCAGCACAGGAGAUAUCAUUAUUAGUAGGCCUUUAAAUAGGGAAGAUACAGAUCGAUACAGAAUCCGAGUUUCUGCACAUGACUCUGGGUGGACUGUGAGCACAGAUGUAACAAUAUUUGUGACAGAUAUCAAUGACAAUGCCCCGAGGUUUAGUAGACCCUCUUAUUAUUUAGAUUGCCCUGAACUUAUGGAAACUGGCUCCAAGGUAACUCAGGUAUCUGCAACAGAUCCAGAUGAAGGAUCAAAUGGACAAGUAUUUUAUUUUAUAAAAUCUCAGUCAGAGUAUUUCAGGAUUAAUGCCACCACUGGAGAGAUUUUCAAUAAGCAAGUCUUAAAAUACCAAAAUGUCAGUGGCUUCAGUAAUGUGAACAUCAACAGGCAUAGUUUUAUAGUGACAUCUUCAGAUCGAGGCAAUCCUUCUCUACUCAGUGAGACAACGGUCACCAUCAACACAGUGGACAGUAAUGACAAUGCGCCUCAGUUCCCUAAAAGUAAAUAUUUCACUCCAGUCACAAAAAACGUUAAAGUUGGUACAAAGUUGAUCAAGGUGACUGCAGUAGAUGACAAGGACUUUGGGCUGAAUUCUGAAGUGGAAUAUUUCAUUUCUAAUGAAAAUCAUUUAGGAAAAUUUAAGUUGGACAAUGAUACAGGAUGGAUUUCAGUGGCAUCUUCCCUAAUUUCUGACUUGAAUCAAAACUUUUUGAUCACAGUCACAGCAAAGGAUAAAGGAAAUCCUCCACUUUCUUCCCAAACAACGGUCCAAAUAACUGUCACGGAGGAAAACUACCACACGCCUGAAUUUUCUCAAAACCACAUGAGUGCCACUAUUCCUGAGGGCCACAGCAUUGGGGCUGUGGUCAGAACUGUGUCAGCCAGAGAUCGUGAUGCAGCUAUGAAUGGUUUGAUUAGGUACAGCAUUUCUUCAGGAAAUGAAGAAGGCAUUUUUGCCAUCAAUUCUUCCACAGGUGUAUUAACGUUAGCCAAAGCUCUUGAUUACGAGCUAUGCCAGAAACACGAAAUGACUAUUAGUGCUACAGACGGAGGAUGGGUUGCAAGAACUGGUUACUGCAGUGUGACUGUAAAUGUGAUUGAUGUGAAUGACAAUUCUCCAGUAUUUGUUCCCGAUGAAUAUUUCCCUAGUGUUUUAGAAAAUGCCCCAAGUGGGACAACAGUUAUCCACCUAAAUGCAACAGAUGCAGACUCUGGAACUAAUGCUGUGAUUGCAUAUGCUGUUCAGUCAUCGGACAGCGACCUCUUUGUCAUUGACCCCAACACAGGAGUCGUCACCACUCAAGGCUUCUUGGAUUUUGAAACCAAGCAGAGUUACCAUCUUACUGUGAAAGCCUUCAAUGUCCCAGAUGAAGAAAGGUGUAGUUUUGCUACAGUUAAUAUACAAUUAAAGGGGACCAAUGAAUAUGUGCCUCGCUUUGUUUCCAAACUUUACUAUUUUGAAAUCUCAGAAGCAGCAACUAAAGGUACUAUUGUUGGAGAAGUGUUUGCCAGUGACCGUGAUUUGGGCACUGACGGGGAGGUGCACUAUUUGAUUUUUGGUAACAGUAGAAAGAAGGGCUUUCAGAUCAAUAAGAAGACCGGACAGAUUUAUGUUUCUGGUCUUCUUGAUAGAGAAAAGGAAGAAAGGGUAUCUUUGAAGGUGUUGGCCAAGAAUUUUGGCAGCAUUCGGGGUGCAGAUAUAGAUGAGGUCACUGUAAAUGUCACUGUGCUCGAUGCAAAUGACCCACCUGUUUUUAGUCUAAACAUCUAUAGGGUUCAGAUCAGUGAGGGAGUCCCAACAGGAACUCAUGUGACCUUCGUCAGUGCAUUUGAUUCUGACUCCAUCCCUAGCUGGAGCAGGUUUUCUUACUUCAUUGGAUCAGGGAAUGAAAAUGGUGCCUUCUCUAUCAAUCCACAGACAGGGCAAAUCACGGUCACUGCAGAAUUAGAUCGAGAAACAUUGCCUGUCUAUAAUCUCACAGUCUUGGCUGUUGAUUCCGGAACCCCCUCGGCUACAGGAAGUGCCUCCUUAUUAGUAACCCUGGAAGACAUAAAUGAUAAUGGGCCCAUGUUAACCAUCAGUGAAGGGGAAGUUACAGAAAAUCAACGCCCAGGAACGCUGGUGAUGACCCUCCAGUCCUCUGAUCCUGACCUCCCUCCAAACCAAGGCCCCUUUACUUAUCACCUGCUGAGCACAGGUCCUGCCACCAAUUAUUUUAGUCUGAAUGCUGCUGGAGUUCUAAGCACAACCAGAGAAAUAGACAGAGAGCAGAUUGCAGACUUCUAUCUGUCUGUGGUCACUAGAGACUCUGGUGUUCCUCAAAUGUCUUCCACAGGAACUGUGCACAUCACAGUCAAAGACCAAAAUGACAACCCUUCACAAUCUCGGACCGUGGAGAUAUUUGUUAAUUAUUAUGGAAGCUUGUUUCCUGGUGGGAUUUUAGGCUCUGUGAAGCCACAGGAUCCAGACGUGUUAGAUAGCUUCCACUGUUCCCUGACUUCUGGAGUUACAAGCCUCUUCAGUAUUCCAGGGGGCACUUGCAAUCUGAAUUCCCAGCCAAGGUCCACAGAUGGCACUUUUGAUCUAACCAUCCUUAGCAAUGAUGGAGUCCACAACACAGUUACAAAUAAUAUCCGAGUUUUUUUUGCUGGGUUUUCCAAUGUUACAGUGGACAAUAGCAUCUUACUUCGUGUUGGUGUACCAACAGUCAAGGACUUCUUGACUAAUCACUACCUUCAUUUCCUACGUAUUGCCAGUUCACAGCUAACAGGCCUCGGUACUGCAGUGCAACUUUAUGGUGCCUAUGAAGACAACAAUAGAACUUUUCUUUUGGCUGCUGUGAAGCGAAAUAGUAAUCAGUAUGUGAAUCCCAGUGGGGUAGCCACCUUCUUUGAAAGCAUCAAAGAGAUCCUUUUCCGGCAGAGUGGAGUCAAGAUAGAAUCUGUGGAUCAUGACGCGUGCGUCCACAGUCCGUGUCAGAAUGGAGGAAGCUGUGUUAGGAGACUGGCCGUGAGCUCCACGAUGCACAGCCAGGAAAGCCUUCCUGUUAUCAUUGUGGCAAAUGAACCUUUGCAGCCUUUCUUAUGCAAGUGUCUUCCAGGAUAUGCUGGUAGCUGGUGCGAAAUUGACAUAGAUGAAUGCUCUCCAGCCCCUUGCCACAAUGGGGGCACCUGCCACAAUUUAGUGGGAGGUUUUUCAUGCAGCUGUACAGAUGGCUUCACUGGGAGGGCCUGUGAGAGAGACAUCAAUGAGUGCCUGGCUACCCCUUGCAAGAAUGGGGCUGUCUGCCAGAAUUUUCCUGGAGGCUUCAACUGUGUUUGCAAAACUGGAUACACAGGGAAAAUGUGUGAGUCUUCAGUCAGUUACUGUGACUGCAACCCCUGCUUUAAUGGUGGCUCCUGCCAAAGUGGUGUGGAUUCAUAUUAUUGCCAUUGUCCAUUCGGUGUCUUUGGGAAACACUGCGAGUUGAACAGUUAUGGAUUUGAAGAAUUAUCAUAUAUGGAAUUUCCCAGUUUGGAUCCCAAUAACAAUUACAUUUAUGUCAAAUUUGCAACUAUCAAAAGUCAUGCGUUAUUGCUUUACAACUAUGACAACCAGACAGGUGACCGGGCUGAGUUUUUGGCCCUGGAAAUUGCUGAGGAAAGGCUAAGAUUCUCUUAUAAUUUAGGCAGUGGUACCUAUAAGCUCACCACCAUGAAGAAGGUGUCAGAUGGAUAUUUUCACACCGUGAUUGCGAGAAGAGCAGGAAUGGCAGCCUCCUUAACUGUGGACUCCUGUUCUGAGGACCAAGAACCAGGGCACUGUGCUGUCAGUAAUGUGGCUGUUUCAGAUGACUGGACUCUUGAUGUUCAGCCAAAUCGAGUCACCGUUGGUGGAAUCAGAUCCCUAGAGCCCAUCCUUCAGCGGAGGGGACACGUGGAAAGCCAUGACUUUGUGGGUUGUAUAAUGGAGUUUGCAGUCAAUGGAAGGCCCCUGGAGCCCAGCCAAGCACUGGCAUCUCAAGGCAUCCUAGAUCAGUGUCCUAGACGAGAAAGCGCUUGUACCCGCAACCCCUGCCAACAUGGCGGCACCUGUGUGGAUUUCUGGUCCUGGCAGCAAUGUCAUUGCAAAGAAGGCCUGACAGGAAAAUACUGUGAGAAAUCUCUUACCCCUGACACUGCCUUGUCAUUAGAAGGCAAAGGACGCCUAGACUAUCACAUGAGUCAGAAUGAGAAGCGGGAAUAUUUGUUAAGACAGAGCAUACGAGGUGCCAUGUUGGAGUCUUUUGGUGUGAACAGCCUGGAAGUAAAAUUCAGGACAAGAAGUGAGAAUGGCAUUUUAAUCCAUAUCCAAGAAAGCAGCAAUUACACUACUGUGAAGAUUAAGAACGGCAAAGUGCAUUUUACCUCUGAUGCAGGGAUUUCUGGCAAAGUGGAGAGAAAUAUUGCUGAAGUAUAUGUUGCAGAUGGCCACUGGCACACUUUCCUAAUGGGGAAAAAUGGAACAGCCACCAUAUUGUCCAUUGACAGAAUAUACAACAGAGAUAUCAUCCACCCUACUCAGGAUUUUGGUGGCCUUGAUGUGCUGACCAUAUCUCUUGGUGGAAUUCCACCCAAUCAGGCUCAUCGAGACGCUCAAACAGGCUUCAGCGGCUGCAUCGCCUGGGUGCUGUACGGAGGAGAUAGCCUCCCCUUCAGCGGGAAGCACAGCUUGGCCUCCAUCUCCAAAACCGACCCCUCGGUGAAGAUUGGCUGCCGUGGGCCCAACAUCUGUGCCAGCAACCCGUGCUGGGGCGACUUGCUGUGCAUCAAUCAGUGGUACGCGUACAAGUGCGUCCCUCCUGGCGACUGCGCCUCGCACCCGUGCCAGAACGGGGGCAGCUGUGAGCCAGGCCUGCACGCGGGCUUCUCUUGCAGCUGCCCGGAGUCGCACACCGGCAGGACCUGCGAGACCGUGGUGGCCUGUCUUGGCAUCUUGUGUCCCCAGGGGAAGGUGUGUAAGGCUGGCAGCCCCGGUGGGCACGUGUGCGUUCCGAGUCAGGGUCCUGAGGAGAUUUCCCUGCCCCUGUGGGCCGUGCCUGCCAUCGUGGGCAGCUGUGCCACCGUCCUGGCCCUCCUGGUCCUCAGCCUGAUUGUGUGUAACCAGUGCAGGGGCAAGAAAUCCAAAAGCCCCAAGGAAGAGAAGAAACCAAAAGAGAAGAAGAAAAAGGGCAGUGAGAAUGUCGCUUUUGAUGAUCCAGACAACAUCCCGCCCUAUGGGGACGACUUGACAGUGAGGAAGCAGCCUGAGGGGAACCCAAAACCAGACAUCAUUGAGAGGGAAAACCCCUACCUCAUCUAUGACGAGACCGACAUCCCCCACAACUCAGAAACCAUCCCCAGUGCGCCCCUGGCUUCCCCCGAGCAGGAGAUCGAGCACUAUGACAUCGACAAUGCCAGCAGCAUCGCCCCCUCUGACGCCGACAUCAUCCAGCACUACAAGCAAUUCCGCAGCCACACGCCCAAGUUUUCCAUCCAGAGGCAUAGUCCCCUGGGCUUUGCCAGGCAGUCCCCCAUGCCCUUGGGAGCAAGCAGCUUGACGUACCAGCCAGCCUAUGGCCAAGGUUUAAGAAGCAGCUCACUCAGCCACUCGGCCUGUCCCACACCCAACCCCCUGUCGCGACACAGCCCGGCCCCCUUCUCCAAGUCGUCCACCUUCUAUAGGAACAGCCCCGCAAGGGAACUGCAUCUUCCUCUGAGGGAUGGCAACACUUUGGAAAUGCACGGUGACACAUGCCAGUCUGGCAUGUUCAAUUACUCCACCAGGCUAGGGAGGAGAAGCAAGAGUCCUCAGGCCAUGGCUUCCCACGGUUCGAGACCAGGGAGUCGCCUAAAGCAGCCCAUCGGGCAGAUUCCUCUGGAGUCUUCUCCUCCAGUGGGACUCUCCAUUGAAGAGGUGGAGAGGCUCAACACCCCACGCCCCAGAAACCCCAGUAUCUGCAGUGCAGACCACGGGAGGUCUUCCUCAGAAGAGGACUGCAGAAGGCCACUGUCCAGAACCAGGAACCCAGCGGAUGGCAUCCCAGCUCCAGAAUCAUCUUCUGAUAGUGACUCCCAUGAGUCCUUCACCUGCUCAGAAAUGGAAUAUGACAGGGAGAAACCGAUGGUCUACACUUCCAGGAUGCCCAAAUUAUCUCAAGUCAAUGAAUCCGAUGCUGAUGAUGAAGAUAAUUAUGGGGCCAGACUGAAGCCUAGGAGGUACCAUGGCCGUAGGGCUGAGGGAGGACCUGUGGGCACGCAGGCAGCAGUGCCAGGGGCUGCAGACAGCACUCUGAAGCUUGGCCAGCAAGCGGGAAAUUUUAACUGGGACAACCUUUUGAACUGGGGGCCUGGUUUUGGCCACUAUGUAGAUGUGUUUAAAGACCUAGCAUCUCUUCCAGAAAAAGCAGCAGCAAAUGAAGAAAACAAAGGAGGGACGACUAAGCCAGUCCCCAAAGAUGGGGAAGCAGAGCAGUAUGUGUGACAGUCACCUACUGGCAGGAUGAAAAUACUAAAGCUAGAAAGAGUCAAGCCAUCUUGACUAGGUUGCCAACUAGUUUGGGUCACAUUUGCAAACCAGGCCAGUACAGUAAGAUUGUGGCAAACAUUAAAAAUAAUAACCACAAUGCUGCUGAAACAAACUCAAAACAACUCUUUAAUUUAAAUAUGCUUGGUUGAAUUGAUUUUCCUGCAUGCAUUGUAUUUUGCGACUAGUUAUGUGGCAUGCAACAUUUGGAAAGUUUUGCUUAUUUACCAGUGUUUGGUUUGUGAUUUUUGAAAUUAAUACCUUUACCAUUGCAGAAAUGAACUUGUGCUUUCAUGGUGGCGUGUGUAAUGUUUCCAUUGUAUUAUUAUAAUUAUGUUUUACAUUGCGAGAUCCUUGAGGUUUAGCCAAUCCUUGUAAAAUGUAGAAAAGAGCCUUUCUCUCCUUGAAUGAAAGACUAAGUACUAACAUUUUUUCAGAUCUAUAGAGUCCGUAUUCGAAGUUGCUCAGAAAUGGCUGCAUAUUUGCUCGUUUUACAUGACAGUGGGUACUAAAAUUAGGUCUUAUUGUUCAGCACUUUAAGGCUUUCUUACAAAAUUGUGUUGAAACUUCUGAAUCUUUUUGCAAAUUAUUGUGGCCUCCUGACUUUCCUCAGACUUCCACGAGGAACAAAAUGACUGCAUAUCACCCCAAGAUUACUGCCACCUUCCUACUGUGGAAUGCUUAGAGCAGCGCUUCUAAGAGACACUUGUAGAAGUUAUUUAUUGAAGAAAAUGUUCUAUGCUUUUCACAUUUUACUAUUUGAGAAGCAAAGCCUAAGAUUGGACUCAUUGUUCAUCCAUUCAACAUUUUCACCAAGUACCCCAUUUUUAUAAUUUAUGUAAAGUCAAAUUGCAACACUUCUUACUUUCUGUCAUUUUGUAGGUCAUUUUUUUAAUGCUGUGUAAAAACUUUUUUUUUUACACCUAAGCUGUGUUUUUGAUACUGAUAUUUUCCUAUGCUGAAUGGUUUUCUUACUUUCAGGGAAGGUAAGAAAGUACUUUUUCUACAUUUGUUACUUAUGUAACGUUCAUAUUUUUCACAUUUUGAUAUUUGUAACAUACUGUAUGCUUUCUACUUGUAAAUGCCGACAAUAGAAUUAAAUAUUUAUUUAAAAUA
This is a messenger RNA of Castor canadensis (American beaver), 16128 nucleotides long. It is a transcript of the gene Fat4, whose product is annotated as FAT atypical cadherin 4. NCBI's taxonomy places the organism in Eukaryota, Metazoa, Chordata, Mammalia, Rodentia, Castoridae. Gene Ontology annotation, molecular function: calcium ion binding. Gene Ontology annotation, biological process: homophilic cell-cell adhesion. The record is from RefSeq and is a predicted model, not a curated record. Gene Ontology annotation, cellular component: cell-cell junction; plasma membrane.